GCGCAGAACAGGGAUUGGCCGGCUUCCUACCCUCUCAUCCUCAUAUAAACCAUCCCCUCACCCUCAUCCAGCUCACUCUCCAUCUACCUCAGAUCCAAGCAAGACGCUCACGUUAACAAGCGAUACAAAACGUCUCUCCAGAACGCCCUUCAUUUUGUCGUCUUUGAGGGCAAUAAGGCAUGAACCAGCAAUUAAUGUAACUUAUUUCAGAGCUCAUUGACGUCGACUUUGUAUUGAUAUCGCGGUUGAAGCAAGAGAUCAUAUUUUGUUCGUCGCCUGUUGUUUGUCGAUUGGUUGUAACUCUUGCCUUCUUCAGAUCUUCAAAGCAACGGGUAACUCCGAAUCGACAAGGUGAGCAUCACACAACUUCCAAGAUCAUCGACGUCCUACUCUGUCACCUAGCCGGUCAUCAUUCGAUCACGAACGUGUUAGUGUUCGAGGUCGUAUAGUCGACGUUCAUCCUCCUCCUCAUCAUGUCCUUGCGAAGGAAAGAAUCAAGACGAGGUGAACAGAAGCGCCUUGCCAACAUGAACCACGCCAACAGCUUCGAUGCAGCGGAUCGUCGUGCCUUGUUAAGACGGAUGUCUUCCUCUGAUGUCCUCACUAACGCUCCUAUGAUCUUCUCCAUCAAGAAUGAAUUGGGGAAUCUGGCAAAGGUUCUAAAACUCUUCAAGGAAAAUGACAUCCGGGUCCUUCAUAUCGAGUCGAGAAAGGCUCACAUGAGCUCGGAGCUGGAGAUCUUUGUCGAUUGCGAGGGAAAGAAGAAGAUGCUCAAGAACGUCAUGGAUUUUAUGAAGGACGCCAUGUUACUGACCGAGGUUAUGACCCCGUCUUCCAGCACCUCGGCCCACAAGAAAGACGCCGAGAAUAAUGCAGCAGAAUGGAAAAAUAAAGUGCCCGAUUUCCCCCGCAAAAUAUCAGAAUUGGAUAAAAGCGCGAAUAGAGUGCUGACAUACGGAGAAGAGUUAGACGCAGAUCACCCGGGUUUCACAGACAAGGAAUACAGGCAACGGCGGAAAGUCUUCGCAGAUAUCGCAUACAAUUACAAACAUGGCAAUAUCAUUCCUCGUGUUGAGUACACCGUGCAGGAGACGAAAACAUGGGGCCAGGUAUUCUCCGAGCUCAACAGAUUGUAUCCAACGCACGCAUGUGAAGAGUAUAUGAGAAACUUCAACAUUCUGAAACGGGACGGCGUGUACAGGGAGGACAAAAUACCACAGUUGGAAGACGUCUCAAGGUUUCUCAAAGAUUGUACUGGUUUUCAGAUCAGACCGGUUGCCGGAUAUCUAUCCUCCAGAGAUUUCCUAGCCGGUUUGGCGUUCCGGUUAUUCCACUGUACACAGUAUGUCCGCCACUCCUCGGAUCCACUUUACACACCGGAACCGGAUUGCUGCCAUGAUUUGCUCGGCCAUGUUCCUUUGCUCGCAGACAGAAGUUUUGCUCAAUUUUCGCAGGAGAUUGGUUUAGCUUCUUUGGGUGCUUCAGAUGAAGAAAUUAAUAAGCUCACAACGUGUUAUUUCUUCACGGUGGAGUUUGGGCUGUGCAAGCAGGACGGCCAGACGAGAGCUUAUGGGGCUGGUCUCCUAUCUUCUAUCGGAGAACUCAAGCAUGCUUUAUCAGAGGAAGCCAAGGUAUUGCCCUUUAACCCCGCUGUGACAUCCAAGCAGGAAUGCUUGAUCACGACCUAUCAGGAAGCUUACUUCAUCUCAAAGAGCUUUGAAGAAGCAAAACAACAAAUGAGGGAAUUUGCAGCAACCAUCAAACGCCCGUUCGAGGUACGCUACGACCCCUACACAUCCAGUGUUGACGUCCUGAAGUCACCGCGUGAUGUUUGUGACGUCAUCAACAAUGUCCGAGAUGAAUUGACCAUCCUCAUGCAGGUCCUUGUCAAACUGCAAGCGAAAUUUGACAAUUGAAAUUUGAA
Messenger RNA from Strongylocentrotus purpuratus (purple sea urchin), 1924 nucleotides. Its product is annotated as tryptophan 5-hydroxylase 1. The transcript has 15 exons. Gene Ontology annotation, cellular component: neuron projection. The coding region runs from base 474 to 1916 and encodes 480 amino acids. Lineage: Eukaryota; Metazoa; Echinodermata; Echinoidea; Camarodonta; Strongylocentrotidae. The record is from RefSeq and is a predicted model, not a curated record. Gene Ontology annotation, biological process: aromatic amino acid metabolic process. Gene Ontology annotation, molecular function: iron ion binding; tryptophan 5-monooxygenase activity.